UUGGUGCUGUCCGUAUCUCGAAGCUUACGUUCGGUCGGAGUGUUACACGUGUCGCGCUGUGCUGCCACUUGCCAACCUUCAGCUUGGGCAGAUAGUAGAUAGAUACAGAUAUACUGGGCGUGUGAGUGAUAGUAGGGGGAAGGGGGUAAGUGUGGUUUCACGGAGUGGUCCUUUCUGGACAAUCUAAUUCAAUCCAAUCAUCGUCGUCAGCUAUCAAGGAAGAAUCGUUCGGUCAAGCUCGACGGUGCAUAACGAAAGGAGUGAGCAGCAAGUGAGCAGUGGCUGAUGUUCUAUGCUUUUUGGGAGAGUAUUUCCGAUGUUGGCUUACUGGUGUGACAGAGAGAUGAAGUAGCCAGCAGAAUACAUUGGAGAAAUUGAUAAUUCUUAAUUAAAUAUUAAUCGGUGGAUUUGCAAGCUAGUCGGAGCGGAGCCAAGUUUUUUGUUGGUUGGCCAGCUGAAAGGAUAGGAGUGAUUGUCGGAGUGUAAAGUGGUUCGCAAGCCGGAACAAAUCUUCUGGUUAUAGUAAGGGUGAACCUGAAACCGAGCCCUCGCUCGUAUGUGAUUGUGGGAAGCGGUUUAGCUGAAAAUCAAGUGCUCGGUUCUGUGUUAAUUCGAUACAAUGUUGUGGAUGUUCGCGCCGAUCCCAUGCUGUACGAUAAUUACCACAUUGCAGUCGAAAAUUUAGGAUGUAUUUUAUGCAUAAUUAGUGAUUUAGAUUGUUUCGCCAUAUGAGAUAAUCUGCUUUGCUGGAUUUGUCGUUUGCCUGCUGCUACGUGUAGUGGUGAUUGUGUUGUUGGGCCCAGAAACAAAUUAAUCUCACUACUUAUCUCGACAACUGCAAUUAAUUAGUUCAGUGUAGAUCGAACAAAUGAAUCGAAGAUAGUGACAGAAGUGAUUUGAUUGGAAAAUCUGUGUGUUCAAUUUCCGGCUAAGGAUUACUGUGUUAUCUGUGGAUAAAGUGUAUUUUCCUAUUAAGUGAAGAGUAGCGGAUUCAUUCAAUUUAGUGGAAGCAUAUUAGAAAUUAAAAGGUGUCAAACAAUUCACACAAACGGAUAGCAUUGUCCUACAGUAUAAUUCAGACAAAGAAUUCUGAACAGGACUAAAACCAGCUAUAAUCGAAGAGUGCAGUAACUUUCGAGCGACUUCUCCUGAGGAUUACAACAACAACGACCGUGGAAGGCAAAGGCCGUUAUCAUGUUUCUAUAAUAAAUAAAAAAUGGUAGACGCUCUGAGUUGAUAAAAAAUGGAUUUCAAGGCAUUAAUACUGCUGCUAUGUUUGGUUCUAACGUUCGCCCGGGCAACGCACAGAGAUAAUAAAAGUCUAAAUGAGACUUUGAGCAGCUGGACCCCGUCCGACACGGAUCCGGAUGAUGAGGACGACGAGGAAGUACAGAAACGUGCGAAGGCUCAGGGUUGGUCAUCGUGGACCGAAUGGUCAACCUGUUCCAGAUCUUGCGACGGCGGAGUAGCAUAUCAGUUGCGCCGGUGCCAUGCUCCCCACGGCUGUAAAGGGGACGCCGUACGGUACAAAAUAUGCAACAUGCAGCCGUGCCCGGAACAGCAGGACUUUCGUGCCCAUCAGUGUGCAGCGUAUGACGACGUACCAUACGACGGAGCCCUGCUCAAGUGGACCCCGCACUACGACUACUCGGAGCCGUGCGCUUUGACAUGCAGGGGCCGGCCGCAGCAUCUGCUAGAAGAUAUGCCAGAUUCUGCAGCUGCCAGUGAAUCCUUCCCACCCGUGGUUGGAGACGACGAGCCAAGCGUAAUAGUGCAACUCUCGAAUCGAGUUCAGGACGGGACCCGGUGUCGACCGGGAAGUUUAGAUAUGUGCAUCCAGGGCAAGUGUCAGCGCGUCGGCUGCGACCUCAAAAUCGGCUCAACCAAGAAGAUCGACGUGUGCGGUGUAUGCGGCGGGGACGGCACAUCCUGCAGCCAGCCGCUGUAUCAGUGGGAGAUAGCACCGAUGUCACACUGCUCAGUCACCUGCGGAGGCGGAUACAAAAUGGCCAUGCCUACCUGCCGGAAUCGCGUGACUGGUGUCGACGUAGAGGAGUCACUGUGUAACGCAUCCUCCCGACCGGAACCGACUGUAGUCCAGUGCAAUACUCACCUGUGUCCACCAAAGUGGGUUACGGAUGAGUGGCGGCCAUGUUCAAAAUCAUGCGGCGGCGGCAUCAGGGAACGAGUGGUGGUCUGCGCCGAGGAGAGCAAUGGUGCAAAGAAUAAAGUCCCGGACGAGGCAUGCCGGGGUGUCCGGCCUAAAAGCCAGGAAGCCUGCAAUGCCCAAGAGUGUCCUAAAUGGAUCAGCGGCGAAUGGAGUGGGUGCUCUGUGUCAUGCGGCAGCGGCAUCCAGGUUCGCAGCGUGGAAUGUUUAGACUCCAGUGGGCACUACAGCAAUCAAUGCGAUUCCAAGACCAAACCAUCCGCGGGCCAACAGUGUACGACGGGAAUCAGCUGCAACGGUGAUUCGUCCUCGGCCAUCGUCGCUUCGUCAUCUGCUGGAUCUACGGGUGGGACAGUGGAAGACAGCAACGGUAGUCAAACCAAUCAUGCCAGUGGGAUGUCGUCUUCCACCGACGAUGAAAAGCACAUUCAUGUGGAACGAGAUCCCACCCUAAUGACGUACAACGACCAACCGUACUACGCACAGCCCCUGCGCCAGGACCGGCUACCAAAGGCGGAGAAAAUUGUGUCGCAACGGGUUCCUAGUGAGGCAACAUUCAUCCAGGACACUGAGUGGUCCCCAUGCAGCGUUACCUGCGGCGAGGGAAUCCGGCGUAAGCCGUUCCGGUGUAAGAUCUUCCUUGAGUUUUCCAAACGCGUUGCCAUUUUGAAUGACUCUCUGUGUCAUGCCUACAAACCCCUGGACGAGGUGGAACGAUGUGUGAUGGAACCGUGCUCGUAUUCACACAAUUUUGAAGAAUCUUACCUAAAGGACGGCAAUCGACAGAACUUAGAUGGGAUAAAAGUUCAAGCAGCCGUGCCGGGAAAGACCUACUCUUGGCGGGAGGAAGGCUAUACCAGCUGUAGUGCAUCUUGUUUAGGUGGAGUCGAGGAGCUGAUAAUCAACUGCAUUCGAGACGAUACGGGGAAGAUCGUUUCUCCGUUUCUUUGUUCACCAGAAACCAAACCGGAAGCUCGGAUACGAACCUGUAACGAUAUUCCAUGUCCACCGCGGUGGAAUUACUCGGAAUUUACACCGUGUUCCAAAUCCUGCGGGUUCGGGAUUCAAACACGAGAAGUAACUUGCAUCCACGAGGUAACGCGAGGUGGUGAGAAUACGAUGAUCGUGCCUAACAGUAUGUGCACUACGAAACCCCAACCGGAUCGACAGUAUUGCAACAUUAUCGAUUGUCCAGUUCGGUGGGAGGUUUCCGAUUGGAGCAAAUGUUCGAAACCUUGUGGAGGAGGCAUUAAGGAACGUCGCGUCGAAUGCAAACAGAUCAUGGCACAGGAGCACAAAGUGGAACGACCUGCAUCGAUGUGUCCCAGCAGUAAGCCUCCAGACAAGAAGCCCUGCAACAGUAAGGCCUGUGCACCCGAAGACCAGAGACCACCAAUUGCGGGCACGAAUUCUACGUUCAUACAGCAUGAUCCCAAAAAGAAUAAAAUUACAUUGAAAAUUGGCGGUGCGGCGACAGUUUUCUUUGGAACGCAAAUCAAAAUAAAAUGUCCAGUGAAACGGUUUAACCGGACCAAGAUAAAGUGGAGCAAGGAUCAAACACCACUGGUCAAGUCAAAGAAAAUCAAAAUUUCGAAGAAGGGUGCUUUACGAAUUUUGGAUGUAACAUUUCGCGAAGCAGGCGUGUACACUUGUCACGCCGGAUUAAGCCACGCCGAUCUCCGACUGGCGGUGAAGCCGAAACCAGGCGGUGUCGAUAGCCACAGUGAGGAUAAUGAAAGCCAUCGAGACGGAGCGGAUUUGAACGCCCUGAGGGAUCACUCAUACGUAGUGUCACAGAACGGUGACGACGAAAAAAGUGGUAGAAGAAACCGUGAACGGACACGAGGGAAGAACCGACAACGACAACCAUCUGACACCGUUCAGAAUGCCGAGAGCAGUGUGAUGGAAGACGAGGAGUUGUUGAGAUCUCAUUCGCAAAUGACUGCCUCGGACAGCACGGUGGCUUCCGAUGCGGCAGCUGCGUCCAGUUCCGGUACCCGGACGAUGCCGAUGCCACACUUUCAGCAUCUGCUGGCAAGCCUGCAGCUUCUAUGGCCAUUUCAGACUUUCACCAACUCGAAGGGUCACCAGCUGCUGAUGGAACACGAGUACACCCAUUUCGACUCGGAACAGGCAGAAAAGGAUGAACCGGCUAAACAAUUCAACGUGUAUGAACUAUUGAAGGCCCGCGAUAGAUACGGGAUGGGUGCCAACGAGAAGGACGAUUUGGUUGCGGAUGGAGAAACUGCUGCCCUACCGGAGAGCAUCGAGUUCGAGUGGAUGACUACGCCGUGGUCCGAAUGUUCACAGACCUGCGGGGCCAACGGGAGCGGAUAUCGGCUUCGUUCGGCUCACUGUAUGGUAAAGUUAGUAAACGCCACCCACACGGUAGACAACGGACUGUGCGAGGAUGCUGGCCUGGUGAUCCCCGAGACGGUGGAAAAAUGUGGUAACAUCGAGUGUCCCCGGUGGGUCACCACCGAGUGGUCCAUCUGUCUGCAGUCGAAAUGUUUCACAUGGCAUACGGCACUCCAGAAGCGAGAUGUUUUCUGCAAAUUUGCCAACGUGAGCAAUAGCGACAAAUGCGACCCACUGGAGAAACCCGUCACCAAGCAGGAGUGUUACAACGAGAUGUGCAAGGGCGUAUGGCGUGUGGAGCCCUGGUCUGAGUGCAAUUCUGCUUGUGCCGGCCAGGGCAUAAAGUACAGAAUACUGCAGUGCGUUUGGUAUGGUACCAAGAAACCAGCUGGGAAUGCUUGUAGGGAUCAGCCGAGACCUGCCGUCAUGAAAGUUUGUAAAGGACCACCCUGUAUUUCUAAUCUAUCAGAGUGCAAAGACUUAUCGAGGUACUGUAAAAAUGUAAAAACAAUGGGCCUGUGUAGACUUCAUCGUUACCAGCAACAAUGUUGCAAAACCUGUAGGUUUAACAUUUAUCAAUAAAGUAUUCUCGAUCGCAUCAAGGAGCAAUAGAGUUGACAUGAGGAACCAAAAAAGCAGUGCUGCUGCAGGAGCGGUUCGCACUGAACUAACCUACCUUAUAGUGGAAAUCGAAAUCCUACCAAAUCGACUUGAUUCGAACUCGGAUAAAGGUCUUAACUAGUUCGAGAAGAAAUUACACUCCGGAAAAAAGAAAAUUUCACUACAGGACAAUUGUAUAAUAUAUUCUGACAUUGUAUUGAAAAUAAGUUAAGGGAAUGAAAUUAGUUGAAAGGGAAAUGCCAAUAUAAACUGUUUUAUGUUGGAAUAAAAUGUCAUUUACUGUGCUUUAACAGAAACAAAUUUAUUUAUUAGUGAGAGUAAUUAGGCAAAACAGGUGUAAAUAAUUACUUUAAUAUACGAAAUGAGAAUUAAAAAUUCGAGAAUACUGAUAUUAGGAUUACCCAGAGUAUAUCGAUAGGAAAAUUUAAGCAAAAGACAAGUGGAAAAUUUUGGUUCCAACAUUCAAUAAUUUUGCCUUUUCAUAUAUUCAAAAUCAGUAAAUUGCCAAACGAAGCAAGAGUGGUUGAGAUAAAAUGAAACGAAACAACUUUGCAAAGUAUUUCCAUCUCUUCAAAGCUACGAAUUGUUCCUCCGAAUUGUAUUAAAAUCACAAACACACACACACAUAACAACAUUCGUUCGAAUGAUCGCAAUGUUUAGAAGCUAAUCAAAUUCUACGCCUAAGUUCUUUUACCCCACUCAUGUCAUACGGUCUAGAUUUUUAUUACCCAUUUUAAAUCACCCCAAUUUGAACAAGAAAAUCACAAAUUUUUUAAAGCGUUACAAAAUCAUGAAAUUAUUCAAACCAGAUCAACUUAAAUGGAAUACUCACCACUUUGAGCACUUUAAAAUUACAAUUAUCAUACCUUAGUCCUAUUUCUUGCAAUAAUUCUGGGAAGAGAUGAACACACAGCAACUAGUCCGAUCCGUUUGCUGUUGCGUUUACAACCGCAAAACAUUUGACGGAAAGAAUGGCACUAUUUAAUACAUAGACACAGGCACAGGUUAAGGAGCAAAAAAAAUGCGACAAAUUGAUCAAUUGUUAAAGAUAAAACACGAUACGUCCGAUUCAACUCAAUUAAGGAGUGGAAACCUAAAAUUAUUUCCAGUUUGUGUACAGAGUGCUUAUGGAGUGCAAAUAGGAUAAGCUUGAUUGUUGAAAAUGUUCGACAGAAGUGAAUUUAGUUUGUUUUUUCUUUGUCAAGUACUGGUUGCUGUACUAGAGACAGAAAUGUCCUUAUUAGUUGGGAAAUGUGGAUUGGUUAACAGGUGAUACUUUUGAAUUAUGUAGUAUUUAUUUACAAUUGAAUGUUAGAAUUGGUAUGGACGGUCAUCGAUUAUUUUGGACCUACUAAUAUGUUCAGUCAUCAUCAGCGGCUUUCAAAAAUAUUAUAUUUGUUAAGAUCUAACACUUACGUGCCAACAACGUCUAUACAAUCACAUUUUCAACUGCUGUCUAGUCUUGUACACUCAAUCUCCGUUGGUACUUUCUUCUUCGGACGCACGGUGCCAUUUAGCUUCUCUAUUAAGCCGUUGUAUGCAGACCUAAACUGAAUAGAAUUCCGUUGUGGAUUAAACGUGUUCGACUCGCCUUUAAUUUUUAUUUGAAACAUUUCUACUAUCAGCCGGAUAUCGGUCCUAGGUACCUCGUCCAAUAUUUUAGAAUUUUUAAAAUAAAAAAGUGGCCUUCAUUGAUUUUAUGUUGUAUUAGCCCCGUGUUUUCUACGCUUUUUUAUAUCGUUCUUAUGCUGUUCCAAACGUUUUUUAAUUGACUUAUGUGUCCAAUGUAUGUCUUAUUUGUACAGACACCACACGGUAUCUCGUAAACAACACUACAACAUCGCUGCUGAGGAUGACUGAACAUAUUAGUAGGUCGAAACGUCCGGUAAAAUGCAUUUUGUUUAAAUUUCACCACCAUGAUUUUGUUUUUGAUAUAGGUAGAUCUAACUGAAGUGGAACCUGGAAACUUUUCAAGAGGAUUCUGUUCCGUACACCAUGAGCAAUAAAUUUAAAGGAAAAGAGUAAACCAUUCCCUAUUGUCGAAAAAAGAGACAGUUAGUUUUGAUAUUAAAAGAUUACCUUUCAAGGGAAAAUCUAGAUUUGUGAUGGAAAACAAUACAAAACCUAACUUAAUAGUGAAAUUAAUUUAUUCUUUGUAAUAUAUUUGAAAAUUGUAAGUGGAGCUUUUAUAACUGCUUUGAUUCAGAAUUACUUCUCUCGACUAAGCCUUCGGUCCAAAGUUGGCAAAGCGUCAAGUGUUCCGACAAACAACGCACAUGAAAAAAACCGUUUUCAUUGCCAUUUUAAUAAAACGUAUCUCGUUAUUUGUUGAAGUUCUAAUUAUACACAGAGCCUUAGCGUGGUCUUCUGGCGCCCUUGGCGGAGUCUCAGUUUUGCGCCCUUUGGUGCUUACUUUGGCUUUCUUUUUCAGUUCAACCUUCACAUAAUAAUUUGUGUACAUGGAAAUGGCCCAAAUACUCCCUACUUUAUUCAUGUUUGACUGUCGUUCAUGUCAUGUAAAUUCCAGCCCCAAAUAUUUUACUGUAUAUUUAGGAAAUCAGUUGACGUUUAGUGUUUGAAGGCGACGGAGGGAGCAUCUAAUCAGACAACUGUAUAUUAGAGUACAAAUGGCAUGUAUGAAAAACGGGUGAUUAAUAACUGGACUAGGGAUGUCCGAUUUUUCCAAUUAAUCGAUUAGUAGCUAAUCGAUUAUUUUUUACAUCGCUAUUAAUCGUAAUCGAUUAAAACCAAGAAAUAAUCUAUUAAUCGAAGUAAUCGAUUAGUUUAAAUGUUUUACUGAGUGCAGCCCCAGAAAUCAAAAACGUUCAUCUCGAGCGUUAAAGUUGUGUAAAAGUUAGCUUCUUAUUUAAAAGUGAAUGGAAUAUCACUGUCAGGUGCGCUAGUGAACUUGAUUGGAUUCGCAGCUGAUCGCAUAGAGAUUAAAAAACAAUAAGCUAGUAGCGAUAUGAUGAUAUGGCAGCGCUACUGUUUUAACGGAUGUUCAUUCAAUUGUUUACACAAAUAUUAAAAACUUAUGUGUACGAACAUGAAUGUUUUCUGUAGCUAGGAUUUUGUUAUUGUUGAGUGCUUGUGAUUAUAACGAUCGUAUUGAAUUCGGUAUAUAGUAGAAUUUCGGCGAAUGGCUGACGCUGGCUUCAAAAUAUUCUACCCAGGGCCGUCUUUAGAUUAUUCGGGGGUCCUGGGCACUAUUGAGCUAAGAAGCCCCUUUUAUUGAAUAGGUAAAAAAACUCUAGAAUGAGUAUGAUCUUCAUAAAAACCAAUCAGCGUGUGUAGAAUGUGGUUACAGUACUGCUGAUUGAUUUUUAUGAAGAUCUGACAUACGGUGUGGAAAAAACUGCUUUUUUCGUUUGCGAAUUUUACCCUUUCUCUGUCCAACCUUAAGGAACCACUUCUAUCUUAUGCCAUGCUGAGACACUCUUUCCUGUUUGAACCAAAUCAGUUAACUGCGUUGAACAUAUUUAACAAAAUAUGUGGUAUUCAAAAUAUAUGGAGAACAAAGACUAUUCCAGAUUUUCACAAACUGGUGUUGCUGAUGUCCAAAUAUCGUCUUAAAAGAAAGAUAAUCUGAGUGCAUCUUAAAAAGAUAUUAGUUUUCCUGACCGAUCUGACCGGUAGUGGCAAACGGCCAAACACACUAUAUGCGAUGGUGGGAGUUCAAACUCGGGUGAGCCGCGUACAGUGUAGUUGACAUAACAACUACGCUAUAGUCUUCCCAGACGGUGUAAUCUGAGCAUCCAACCAGUAUUCCACGUCGUUUACAGAUGGCCGAAUGUUAUAUACUAAUAACAGUAUCCCUAUUCAACAAACUGUUGUGUCGAAGAUAACCGUAACAUGAUCACUAUUCGAUAUUAGAAGAGGUCAAUACUGUAGUUGUCGUGUAAUGUUUGUUUAAAAUUACUUUUAAAACGAAACAUAAAAAUUACUCGAAUCUAUCAGUAUGAUCGGUAUCAUUCCCUUCAAUGCCAGUGAUGUAAAACAGUCAGAAUAUAAGAGAUGCCGAGUGUCCAUAAACGGAGGUUUUGAAUUUAGGAAGGGAAGCUAAAUUAAAUACAUUUUAUUUCAGCACUACAAGAAUAUUUUGCUUGUGUGAAGCAUACUUUCAAUAUUUAUAAAAAUAUUUACGCUACCAAAUGGCCAAGAUUCUUCAAAUAUCCUCAAAAUGCACGCAUAUUUGUCAUGACCUAUUAGUCAAAUCUAGGGUAAAGCUAGGGUAGAUACGUGAAGACCCUUUCACAAGGGCUCUAUUUAACUUCUUUUUUGGGAUUUCACGAACGUUUACCUUCAUGACGGCUUUUUGUACGGCAGAGUUGUACAAAAAGAACAGUAGUGGUUCUGUACCAGUCUAAGACUGACCGGGCAGAGUGAAACAUGCCAAAUCCGUCCAAAAAGUGUCGAGUCUUCGUAAGACCUCAAGAAAUUGCGUUUUGACGCUUCUAGGUGGAUUUGUCCGUUGAAAGACCAAGAUGCGAUUGAGAAAUGGAUAGUUUGCCACAUCCGCAGUUCGCUUGUCAAGCAAGGUUUUUUGUUGGUUGGCAAAGGUCCGGUUACUUUCAAACUUUGUAUACGUGGUGUCCCAAACGUUGCAUUUUUAUUAAAAAUAAAUUGGAACUUGUACUGAUUUUAGUGAGACGUUUUUUUAAAUAUAGUCUUUAGAAUGAUUUUAUAUUCAUGCUAGGUCUGGACCCCCAAAAUCCCGGGGUCCCUGGCCUUGACCCAGUGUGCCCACGCGUAAAUCCGGUUCUGCUUCUACCAAGUUUAAUUUAAAGAACCCUUUACCAGAAUUCAUAGAACUGCUCAUAGAUAUAGCGUCUGCUGGAAAACGCAUAUAGUGUAUCUAAGCCUCUCCUUCUCCUCAGACCGUUUACUGUCGAUACUGUUUCAAGCCUUUCCUUGCUUGAACUCAAGACAACCUAAGAGUAAUUAUAGAGCAGAUCCGGCGCGAAUGCCAACGUUCAAUUCGUAAUCCCGCGAUUGAUCUAAUCUUUCCAACGGAUUUGUUCAAAUUAUUCAAACAUAUGAUCGUGAAUGUAAAACGUAAUUAUAAAAACGUAAGUUUUUGGUGUUUCAAAACCCCCUAAAAGUUAUAAUUGGCAGCACAAUAUUGAUAUUUUACACGUAUUAAAAAAAUGUAAUCGACCAAUAAUCGACGCUAGCUAAUCGAUCCGAUAAUCGUUAAAUGCGUUAAUGGAUUCAUAAUUAAUCGAUUAGUUUCCAUAAUAAUCGAUUAGUUUGAUUAAUCGAGAACUAAUCGGACAUCCCUAAACUGGACACACUUCAACAAAAAAAAGUUUAGCCCAAUCGGACGCAAUUAGGGGUUGCGCAAAACGGCCAAAGAAUAAAUUUCACCCGUGAAAAACACUAAAGGACCCUUAGAAUAUUCAAAAAUUGAAUUCUAAUUGUUUAUGCUAAAUGGCUUAGAAUGUAACGAAACGUCGAGAUCUACUGCCACCCCGAAUUUUGUUUUAAGAUAGCCUUUAUGAAUCGUGGUAACUUUUGGAUUUGAGUUGAUACUAGGGUUUGAAAAUUUAUGUUCUAUGCCAAAUGUCUUAAAACUGCAUAAAACAACGGAUCUUGUAUCUUCUCAUAAACAAAUUGUUUUGACAAAGGUUUCCUCUCUGGUACUUUUAAUUAAUUUUAAUUUAAAUAAUCAAAAAAAUAGUUUCUUUUCGAAUUGAUACCAGAUUUAGACAUUUCAUUGAUCUAUAAAACAUUUGGCAUACAAAAAAAAUUCCAUUUCCAAACUCGAGUCCCAUCUCAAUUAAAAAACAUUCCUUGUACCACAAAGACAUUUUUUCAACGUUGUACCACAUCUCGACGCUUCAUGACAUUGUUUUUUGAUUGCGCUCAAAUUUUGAGUGGGGAUUUUUUCGAGGUACCAAUACUUUUGGGGUGUGUCCGAUUUGAAAUUUGAGGAAGACCAUAAAUAUUGGCACUCUACCGUAUAUUAAGUGUACUCCUCAACUGACCCAAAUGAUCCUAAAAUGACUGUAGAACAAGAUUCGUUGCCAAAGAUCCGAGCUUCCAUUUGAAAUCAAACAUAAUGAACUGGGUUCGACCGUAUCCGAUCUUCUUUCGGAUCAAUGAUAGUCCGCGAAGUAUUCUAGUAUUCCGCAAGAUGCAUAAAUAUUCAGCUGUGCCAGAUAUCUCGAAAUUUCGCCUAGAUAAGCUCAGGAUUGUGAUAUUUUGCCUAAAGCAAACAAAUAAUGUUACUGGCGACAAAACUUCAAUGAAGAACUAACGCGUUUACAUGCCCGCUCACAAACUUGAGAUCGAUGGGGUAGUUAUCGAUUCGAACUUGGCAUGCGUGGAUCUACUGAAGGAUUGUCUGUUUCCAUGACCCCUUGCUCCAGUUAGCGAAAAUUUUGAGUGAAAAUCGCACCGAGCCUUCAAACUAGUGUCGGGUGACCUUUUGGCGAGCCUGCUUUGCGUCCUCUUCGACAAGGAUCGUCUGCAUGAUCGGUUUUUUGUGCCGCGCGUCAUGCAUUCAAUAUUGCACUAAUGACAUGAGUCUUCGUAACAAUAUUGUUUUCUCUUUUGAAAG
This is a messenger RNA of Topomyia yanbarensis, 11708 nucleotides long. RefSeq names its product protein madd-4 (gene nolo). The record is from RefSeq and is a predicted model, not a curated record. The transcript is spliced from 19 exons. Lineage: Eukaryota; Metazoa; Arthropoda; Insecta; Diptera; Culicidae. Bases 1244 to 5107 code for a protein of 1287 amino acids. Gene Ontology annotation, biological process: extracellular matrix organization.